AAGCCGGAGACCGGGCACAUUUUUUUCGGUUCCGCGGUGUUUUUCGCAUCGCCUUGAAGACAGACGCGGGACGCGCGAUACUGAUUACGAAACACACUAAAAGUUCUUUAAUUUUUCUUUUCGUCCUAGUCUUCGGUGAUAGUUUCAGGAUUAUCCCUGAAAAGUUUUUCCUGCAAAACAACUUCCACGAGGAAGGGUUAUGUGAACAAUUGAAGAGACGAAAGGCUAUCCUCUGGUUACAAGCCUUCGGGAAAGUGAAAGAUACUCGGUAAUAACGAAGGAUCAAGUGUGCACUUAGGGCAGUAAUGAGGUCCUCGACUAAUCAAGUACAAAAGUGACAAGAGUGAUCAAAUAUUGUAGCGAUUACGCAAACUGUGUAUCUUGACGCAAUUUUCCAUCUCCACUGUGCAACGUCUGAUAGUGAAUAAACAAUGUGUAUUCGGACCCUUGCAUAUUUCCAUCUGGAAUAAACAAUAAAAUUCUGAAUCUGCCUCUGAAAUGAACAAUAAUUUAUUCUCUUGGGUAAACAACAUUUAGCGGUGCUUCCAUAUAAGUCUCCAAACAGAUACUCGUACACACAAUCUUAUAUCUUAGAAUUUUAUUCAAGUUUUCCAAGUUGGGGUCGUCGUUUUGAAAUUUUCCAAUGAUCCGGUGACCCAUCAUCAUCUUUGAAAAAACGUGUCCAGAAAAUAACGUUUAUUUUUAACACUCCUCGAUCGUUUAUAAUCAAAGUGCGGUCGCGAUUACACUUAUCUAUCUUUUUUUUUGGGUGUGCAAAUAGUACGACGCAUACUCUAAGUGUGAUGUUGGUGAUUCUAAUCGAAAUCCACUGAAUUUUUUAUCAUGCCUGUAAUGUCUCCUGAACGACCGCCUUCACAGAGUAUGGGCGGGACAAAUAUAAUUGAACAACAACCGCAACAACAGCAACUCACAUCAGCAGCAAACACAACAACCGCAACAAAUAUGGUGCUAUCAACAAUUCCAAUUGAAACUGGACAUGUUGUGAUACAUCAUCAAACUUCAGCGGCAACAAACGGAACAAAUGGAACUACUUACACUCAAAUCACAAGAAAUGGUGUACCACAAAAUCUAAUAUCAACAUCGGUGGUAUCAUCAAGUCCACCGCAACUAACAACGAAAACAAUUUCAGCCAUGACGGCAUCAUCACCGCCUUCCAAAUAUGUUGUAAUACAUCAAAACGGAAGCGGACAAUAUCGGACGGCGGAUGGAACUGCAGCAAUUUUGACCACUCAAUCAAAUGGAGUUGGUAAUAUUGUUCUCCUCGCAACUGAGCCACUUAGUACUUCGGAACAGUCUAAUAUCAUUGUAAAUACGAGCGGUCAAGGUACUGACGAGGAGUUAACUCCACUGACAUGGCUACAAGAUAAGGAUUUGCUUAAGGACCUGGUGGUUCGACCCAAUGGCACAAAAGCAGCCCCCACAGCAAGUCCGUCUAGACAAUCAAACGGAAAUGGAGGAGGAGCCAUAUCUCCCACAAGUGAUUUCAUGGAAGACUCAUCUGUCUCAGAAGACAAUGCAUCCUCAGCGAAUUCAAGUUCGGAUCAAGGAAUUAGUAUAUCAAGCUCCGAAUUCUCUCCAACUUCAUCGACCUCAUCGUCAUCGUCAGUUCCUAAUUCAGCGGCAGCUUUCUCCACAUAUCACCACCCGCAGCAAACGAGCAUGCAAUACCAUCAAGUCACUGUCGCGGCAACAAACCAAAAUCAAGCUCAAAUUUCGGCACCUCACUUCAUCAACAACAACACUUUAACAAAAAAUCGCAAUCACUUGGUCUCCCCAACCAAACCAUCGGUUGCAUUCUCACAAUCACUACCGGCAAAUACCUAUACAAUUACCACGGAUGUGAAUGCACCCAAAACGGUUACGUACAAUGGCAAAAGCGGUACAACGACUGUUGUGGAAUACAAAGCAGGAACGAAUUUCUCACCACCAUCAGGACGUCAAAUCGUUACUACAAAUCAUACAAUGCUGUCGCCUCAACGAUCACCACCGAUUUCAGGUAGCGCAACGGUUACAAUAACUUCAGCCACAUCAACGCCAGCUAGUUCUCAAACGUCUUCGCCGAAUCCUUCGAUGGGAGUUGGUGGUGGAAAUGCUUCAUCAAUGUCGACAUCAACACCAUCGACAACACCCCAUCAACAUUUCCAUAAGAAAUAUAUCCGCGAGCAAAUGAAUGGUGCAGAACAGCAAACAACGCUGCAAAGGAAUGGUAAUGAUGGCUCGGAAUAUGGCAGUUGCGUUGGGAGUCAGUCGCAGCAACAGCAUCAUCAGCAAUCGCAUUUUACAAACGGCUCAGAUCCCGAUGACUUCCAUCGAACACCUAUUAAAAGUGAACCUAUUUAUAGUAACAACAAUAGUCACGACGAUAGGCUUAUGGCUCGUGAAAGUCUUAAUUUUGAUAGUCCAACAGCAACACCAAACGGACGAUCGCUUUCAAUGCAAAAGGCAAAUUCAUCCUCUUCAACAUCAUCAUCAACCGCUACCACUCCAUCAGCAGCAGCAUCACCAAAGCAAAAACAUCCGACCAACGUGCCAUAUGAUCCUAUGGUGCAUACAACGAAUAAGCCGCCAUAUAGUUUUAGUUCUCUGAUAUUUAUGGCUAUCGAAGACUCACCCGAAAAGGCUUUACCCGUGAAAGAAAUCUACGCGUGGAUCGUUCAACAUUUUCCCUACUUCAAAACGGCUCCGACGGGCUGGAAAAACAGUGUACGACAUAAUUUGUCCUUGAACAAAAGUUUCCUGAAAGUGGAGAAAGCGCCGAACAUGGGCAAAGGAUCAUUGUGGCGCGUUGAAGAGCAUCAACGUCAAAAUCUGAUGCAAGCACUUGCCCGUUCACCAUUCCAUCAAUCGUCAGCCGUUGACAAAUUCUCCCCGUACAAAACGAAUCCUGGUGCAGUAUCAUCCUCGUCGCGUUCUAUGCCUCCUGAAAGUCCUCCAACUCCUUGUAAAUCCAAUCUAGAUCCUGAACUAUUCCCGAAAUUGUACAAUACAAUCAAAAACAUGGCCAAUAAGGGAGUGAUUGGGACAGCGGAUGGAAAUCAUGAUAGUGAUGAGAUGUUCGGCUACAAUAACGGGGUGGCUGGAGGUCAUAAUGGUACGCGAGAUUAUUAUGCAACUAAUGGUGGUGAGAAUGGGGCUGCAAACAAUAGUUCUGUGGAUUAUAGUAUAGAACGUUUAGCUCGGGAUUGUGGUGCUGAUAGUAUUGAUGAUGUGAACGCUGCAACCGCUAUGCUGGCACUUAAGCACGGACCAAAUAUAUUCAGUGAACAUUUUCAGAAUGGAUCACCGGUUAUCACCUCGUCGCCUAGUGAAGAUCAUACCUACUCUGCUGGCGGAGGAGGAAACGGUGGGGGCAGUAGUACGACCAAUUCUGCAACACAUUCACAGAAUGGAAGCGAUAAUAACAGUAGCGGCGUGUGUUCGGAUGCUGCUUAUGAGAGUGGUGAUGAAAGACUGCAUCCAACAAUCACUGCCGAGGAACUGGAAGAACGACGUCGUCAUGCCGAAGGCGUUGAUGCCCUUCUCUCAUUCGCAUCAUCUGCUGCCUCUUCGCCCAACAAGCGACCUUCAUCCACCCCCAUCGAAGAGGAGCACAUAGCCUCGUACACGGAGAAUAUUCCACUUUAUAUAUCAACAACUCAAAAUGGUGCUACAACCACCCGAUAUGUUACAAAUGACGAUGGCAGCGAAACUGUUGUCUAUCAUCAUAAUCCUCAACGAUUAUCCUCAUCGUCAUCAUCAUCGACAGCAUACGAAACCUCCAACUACUAUCUAUCAUCGUUGCCGUCGUCGACGAAAAAAAUGAAAUCGUCGCGUGUGAUUCGACCGAAAAUGAAAAGGAAGACAACAUUGAUUCGAUAAAAUCGAAAUCGGAGGGAAAAAUCAUUGAUAAAAGACGAAAAACAAUGCACAGAAAAAAAAAACAAUGCAAAACUAGACUAGACGAAUUACAAUGAAAACUGCAAUGCAAUACAUAAAAAAUUUUUUUUUAUGUUAUAUGUUCUUUAAAUGCCAACAUAAAUGCACUUGUUAACAAAAGAAAUAUAAAAAAGAAAACAAACAGAAAACGGUAAAAAGAGAUAUGUAUACUUGUUUUAUCGAUCAUUAAUUAUUAUUAUUAUUAUAUUUAAAUGAAAAAAUGAAGAAAAACUAAUUGUUUUUAUUAGGUUAUUCGUUUGCUUCUUGUUAGUAGUUAAUUAUAUAUAUAUACAUAUUAUAUAUCUUAAUUGUAAUGCAUAUUUAAAAAAAAAAACAAACAAACAACAAACAAUUGUAUGUAGAGAUAAAUAAACUUAAGAUUUUAUAAUUUUAUUUAAAGGAAAGUGUUUAGUCAUGGAAAGAAGAAAGCAACACCAUUUAAAUUUCUAUAUUUCUCCCAAACUUCUAAUUGUUAUUUUGAAGAUACUUUUUAAUAUUUCGUUUAAAUCAAAAAAGUUACAUUUCGGAUAUUUGCAGAAUUUGUACAUAUUUGGUUGAUGAAUCAUUUUAAAACUAAUCCAUGAAAUCUUAAGUGUAAUCCCUUUUUAAAUAUUAUAAACCACAAUUGACCCGAAAUACCUCGACUUUUUUUUUUAAUUUAUUCGUUAAAAAUAUACAAAAAUAAAAAAAAAUAGAGAAAAUUGCUAAAAAAAAAUAAUAAAAUAAAUAAAAUGAAUGAUUUCUUCCAAUUCAUACAAAUGCAAUAUGAUAAUUCGUAAAUAAUAUUAUCGCUUGUUAUUUUGUUUUUAAUUUUCUAGGGAAAUAUUGCGGAAAAGUAAAUCAGAUUUAAGUAUAAAUUUAAUUUUAAAAUUAAAAUACAAGACAAGAGACAAAAUAUAUAAAACACGAAAAAAGUAAGCAUGAAAUGUCUACAGCAAUAUUUUUUAGACGACAAAAAACCGAUGAAGAAAAAAUGGAAAAUGUUAAUAAAAAAUGGUACACUCUAUUAUAUAUUAUAUUUACAUGUACACUACAUAGUGAAAUUAGUGCUACUUAACUGAAAAGAAACGUUAAGAAAUCAAUUAGUUUGUAAGAAGCGAGAAAAACUCUUUUGUUCUUUUAGAGAAAUCAAUCGUAGUUAAUGCAUAUAUGAUGAUAACAGUUCCUUACAAUUUAUGUUUUAGACAUUGUUGCGCGAUGCUCGUAACAAACUUCUAUUCGGUCUUAUCUCGUUUGAUUUUCUCUUAUUUUGAAGCAAUCUAUUUUCUAUAAUUUUCUCCCCGUGCCUUUCAAACAAUAUUUUUUUAUACUUCGAUAUAUAUUAGGUAUGUAUAUAUCCUCUAUGCCUCGGACUUCAACUUUUUUUAAAAAGAAAAAUAAGCAAAAAUCAAUUGAUGGAUAGAAAACAAACACCAGAUUAUAUUAGAUGCUAUUUAAAUGCAAGUAGAAAGUAAAAAAAAAAUGCUGAAGAGAAUUAGAAAAAGAUACAACGUGAAAAGGAAAAAAAAAGUAAUCAAAAAAGCAAUAAUUAAAGAAAUAUUUAUACUUAGGGAAGUCUGAAAUAUAAUUUAUGUGUUGUGUAACUAUUUAAGAAGAAAUUUUUCUCUGUCUGAACAGAAACAAAUUGAAAAUGAAGAAAAGAAUUGGAAAUAAUAAUUUUAUUGCAUUUGUUUUUUUUUUUCUUCUUCUUCUCUCUUUUCAAUUUCGCAUGAUUGUCAUCGUUGUUUAGCCUAUUAAAAUGUAUUUGUUUGUAUCUGUUUAAGAUUUUACUUUUUUUAAAUGUACAUAAAGCAAAAGAGUCAAAAAGAUUUCGACUUAUCGAUUAAAUGUUAAUGAUAAAUUUCUGUGUGUUGCGUUUGUUAUAUUAGUUUUGAGUAUGUGCAACGUUUAUGAGGAGAACAUAAACUCAAACCAAUCUUAAAUGGAGGACAAACAAAAGUCAGAUUUCCAUACUCAAUCUUUAUAUUUUUCUACAAAAUUGAAAAUUUAAAUUUCUCUAUCUUUGAAACGAUAAAUUCUCAGUUACAAUAGGACAAAGAUAGCCCCAAUUCAACCCAAGUGUGAAAGUAAUUAUAAAUCAUUUUGAGUUCUUUUGAUAUUUUUCCAGUUAAUUUAACUCUUGUUCUCCUUGAGUCUGUAGUAAAUUGAUCUUUUUCUUAUCCUUUUAAGUGUAUAUCAAAUCCUAAUUAAGUUUUGAUGCUAGUAAAACUAUGUUGUUGUUAUUUUAUUAUUAUAAAAAUAUUCAAAAAUAGUGGAAAACAAUGAUGAUGAUGAUAAACGACAGAAUAAAUAUAAAUAUUUUUUUUGGGGGUUUUUAAAUGA
Messenger RNA from Hermetia illucens (black soldier fly), 6258 nucleotides. RefSeq names its product nuclear pore complex protein DDB_G0274915 (gene CHES-1-like). The record is from RefSeq and is a predicted model, not a curated record. Gene Ontology annotation, cellular component: nucleus. Gene Ontology annotation, biological process: regulation of DNA-templated transcription. NCBI's taxonomy places the organism in Eukaryota, Metazoa, Arthropoda, Insecta, Diptera, Stratiomyidae. The coding region runs from base 844 to 3879 and encodes 1011 amino acids. Gene Ontology annotation, molecular function: cis-regulatory region sequence-specific DNA binding; DNA-binding transcription factor activity. The transcript is spliced from 8 exons.